GAGAAGCGUCCAAUGUUGCUCGCAACAAUUUGAAAAACCGCGUAUUUCCAUUGGAAUAGUUCGGGCCAGAAUCGCAAUAUGAAUGCAUAUGAAUUGACAAGGUAAUUGCGAUGAACCUGACUUUCUUCUUGAACUCAUUCCAUUCCUUUACCUUCAUUCCACGCCUGCAAUCUUUUAUUAUCCACGCUAAAUCCAAUUCAGCUCUUUAUAUAGCAAAAAUGGACGACUCCAUCAAUCACUUCCAUCACUUCCCAAACAAGGCUUUAAAGUUGUGCAGCAUGCUUUCAGAUUGCAAGUCUUUAAACCCAAAUCCCCCAUCUUCUUUUUCUUCUUGUGUAUUGACUCCAACGUCUGGGGAUGAGGAAGUGGAAUUCGAACCCGCGACCUCUGCAAGCUAUGCAAACGAUAUAACUUUAGAGGAAUGGCAGGCAUGGGGGACGUCUUCUCAGAUUCCUGCCAUGGUGAAGAAGAUUUUAGAUAACGUGAAACCAUUGGAACGAGAGCUCGAAAUGCAAUUAGAUUUUUGUGGCACUCGAGGGAAGCUUCAGGGUCAGGGUAAGGUUGAAGAGGAUAAAAAACACAGAGGAAUAUAUAAAGACCUUCUAGAUCCUGAACAGAAGCUCCAAUUCUUCACAGCUCGGCAAGUGGCAUAUCGUUUGUUAGGCAGCAGAGGAUAUCUUUGCCAGAAUUGUUGGCUUCCUCUUGAGGAUUGUAUGUGUUCAAAACUUAUCCAGCAUUCCAUUUGGCAAGGAAUUCGUUUCUGGUUAUACAUGCACCCCAAGGAUUUCUUGAGAAAGAAUAAUACUGGGAAGCUUUUGUGGCAAGUAUAUGGGAAGAAAGCAGCUCGCCUAUGCAUAUUUGGUAUACAGGAGCAUGAAGAAGCUAUGUGGAAUACCUUCAAAAUAGCAGGUAGAGACAGGGUUUGGUGCUUGUAUCCAGAGGGAAAGACUGACGUGUGUUGUUUUAAUGAGUUGAAAGUUCCAGAGUGCAUAGCUAGUUCAAACUCUAAUGAUAUCAUGAUGGAUGAUGACUUGUCUAUGAAUUUCAUAUUGGUUGAUGGGACAUGGAGAAACUCUAGAGCGAUGCUGGCCCGUCUUAAGGAUCAUGCACAUGCUAUCUGGGGUGACAAAGGAUUGUCGGUUAUUGCACUUUCCCAUUCGAAUGUAUCUGUUAUGCAUAGACUGAGACCCCAACCAUCAUUAGAUCGGUCAUGCACAGCAGGAGCUGCCAUUCAAUUGUUAUAUGAUUUAAUUGUACACCAAGAACUGGAAUCUAAAAAGUUGGCUCAGUCAGCUGAAGCCCUUGAAGAUUCCUUGGACCUUCUACUUAAUGCUCUUUCAAGUCGUCGUCAACGGUAUGGCAAGCCAGUAAUUCGUGCACAAAGAUGGAAAAAUAGUACGUGAUGACAGAAAUUUCCAGAGAUGGAAGUACUGAUUUAAGGUCUGCUGUAAGAGAAUUCAUCAUGUAUACAGUUUGGGUGCCAACAUAUCCACCCAGUGAAAGAAGAGAUGUCGCAUAAGUUAAAGACUUAGCAUUUACAUUGUCAUCAGUUCAAUGCAUCUCUCUACUAUCAAAUGAACUGCUAAUAUACUAAGUGUUGUCAUUCAAAUUAGUUUUGAUCUAAACGUUAAGCUUUAAAAAAGAGAUCUGUGCAACCUAAAUGAUUUUUUCAUUUUAGUGCUCGUCAAAGUUUCUGAAUGUGAGUAUGCAAAAUCUUCCUCA
Molecule: messenger RNA, 1722 nt
Organism: Cryptomeria japonica (Japanese cedar)
Lineage: Eukaryota; Viridiplantae; Streptophyta; Pinopsida; Cupressales; Cupressaceae
Exons: 8
Coding region: 111-1403 (430 amino acids)
Source: RefSeq, a predicted model, not a curated record